Messenger RNA from Ambispora leptoticha, 570 nucleotides. The record is from the annotation of a GenBank genome assembly. Lineage: Eukaryota; Fungi; Glomeromycota; Glomeromycetes; Archaeosporales; Ambisporaceae.
AUGUCGAACAAUAAUCCCAUUGAAAAAGAAGAAAAAGAUUUUUAUAGUAAUCAAGAUGAUGAUGAUAGUACUGAAAGCCCAACUAGCGAUGAUAGUGACAGCACUAUCAGCUUUUUUGAAUCGAAUGAAUUCGAUCUCGCUAUCAUGAGUUUGGCAGCUCUUAACAAUAAACGAUUGCUAAAGAAUACCACACGAAACAUGAUAAAACGUCCACGCGAAGGUUACAUCGAUCGAGAUAAAUCGAUCGACCCUUCUAUUCCGUAUUAUAUCCUGCCGUCUCUAGGCACCCAUUCUAGCGUGUAUUCAAUAUAUAAUGAGUGGUAUUAUGGAUUGCAUGGUAUGCCCUCGAUUCAACAGUUAAUUCGCGUGUAUGGGCACGAAUGGGAAAAAGAGAAUUAUGGCAGGUUAUAUCGCAGGAAGUAUUUAAUUGACGAAAUCAUGAUGCGUGAGACGGAUUUUGGUACGCGAGAAGCUUUGGCGAGUCUGCAGUUGCUAAAGGGUCAAAAAAGUUUGAACUGGUUGGUGGAUAUCCAAUUGAAAGGUUUUAAGAUCAAGAAAAGAAGUGAAUAA